Hydatigera taeniaeformis is the source of this 1656-nucleotide messenger RNA. Lineage: Eukaryota; Metazoa; Platyhelminthes; Cestoda; Cyclophyllidea; Taeniidae. The record is from the annotation of a GenBank genome assembly.
AUGCCUUCUUACCUCCUUGCAGGAACGCAUUUUGUAGAGUCUCGGUUUUUGAAUGUUCCCGACGCGCCCAACACCAAUCUCCCCCUGCUUCACUCGCCACCGAUCAGCCCCGUAAUCAAUUCAAAGCCGCCUAUCACAUAUUUGGAUGGUUUCUUCUCAAAUAACUUUUCUCUACCACCACCACCACCACCACCACUGCAGCCAUUACCGCCGCCGGAGCCUACAUCUUUUGAUUUGGUUCGGCUAUCCGAUCAUCUGAUUUCUAACAUUUUGCACCAACAACUAGCUUCAACUUUUAUCAAAGAGAGGAUUACAACACCUAAUUUAACUUCCGUAGAGGAACCGGAAAUCUGGGAUUUAAAAAAGAAGAAUCGAGAGGAUGUCAAGCUCCAUCCCUACGCAUGCAAAGAUGGUGUCGAAUUAUUUAACUGUCCCCUUUGUGCCACUGCCGACAUCACGACAAGAGCUGAACUCACCACUCAUUUGCAGCAGCACCAAAAUAAUCAACGUCGAGAGGACGGCAAGCAUGUGUGUUGCUUCUGUGCCAGCGAGUUGAGCUCGAACAGCUCCCUUGAACGGCAUCUCUUAACCCACACAAUAAUUAAAUUUUCUGCGUGUCCUUUAGAUGUGAGCAAAACAUGGUGGCGGCCGCAAAUGGAUUUGCGUGAUCUUCUCAUCAAACGCCGCCGGCGCUUCUUAAGGCACAUAAGACUGUUGCGAGAGAAAAGCUUGAAUACUUCAGCGGAGGAGGCUCUGGACUUGUCAAUAAAGCACGAACUACCUUUACCACCUCAAGCUCCACCAUCGCAUCCUCCUCCUCCUCCUCCCCUCCCUCCGCCUCCCCCAUUAUCACCACCAGCAGCACCUCCUACGCCAUCGGAAAUAAUUUCAGCUCCAACAAUUGGACUUGAUGGGAUCUCUUCACUUCUUCAAUUUCUGAUGAUGAAAACAACGGCUCUUGCAACGUAUCCUCUGAUUUCACCAUCGUUGCAACCACCGCCACCUUCAUUGCCAGUGCAGCCAGCUUUGCCGAAAAUUGUGAUUCAACAUGUGAUGAAUCGGAAAAAGAACUCCUACAAAGACGCGCCCAAACUAAUUACCUGUCCGGUGGAUGGAUGCAAUCAGAAGUUUCCAUGGAACAGUUCGCUGAAGCGUCAUAUUCUUACACACACUCCCCACAAGCCCUUCUCCUGUACGCGCUGUACUAAAUCUUUCUCUACCAAAUCCAAUCGCGAGCGUCACAUGGAGCGAGUGCAUCGAGUAAGUCUUAAGCGGCAGCGCACUACAAUUCUCUCAUCUACGAGAACACCAGCAUCAGGAUCGGGGUCGGAAGCAGUGGUGACAGUGGAAAGGGGUGCUGAGGAGUACCUGCGUGAUGAGGAGAUCGCCUCAAUGCGCGGCAACGAUCGCCAGGCAGAAGAUAUCAGCAACAGUCUCCUCCGCUCCGCCGGCAGCCCCGUAGUGGAGCCAAAUCCUGAACGUCUAGCUCUUCGUCUGCGUCCGCUGCCUGUCUCUCUACACUCACCCCUGACAGUGAGUGAUGGAGGGGGACAGAGUGGGUGUGGAGUGGUGGCGAUGGCGUGUCCAGUUUGCGGUAGGACCUUUGGACAGGCGCCAAGCCUUCGACGUCACCUCAAAACACACUUAACAGGAUGA